Messenger RNA from Cornus florida, 2759 nucleotides. RefSeq names its product DEAD-box ATP-dependent RNA helicase 32. Bases 281 to 2527 code for a protein of 748 amino acids. Gene Ontology annotation, cellular component: nucleus. Gene Ontology annotation, molecular function: RNA helicase activity; ATP binding; nucleic acid binding. NCBI's taxonomy places the organism in Eukaryota, Viridiplantae, Streptophyta, Magnoliopsida, Cornales, Cornaceae. The record is from RefSeq and is a predicted model, not a curated record. Gene Ontology annotation, biological process: rRNA processing. The transcript has 8 exons.
AAAUUUAUGGAUUAGACUCGGGUUGAGCUGAGUUAGUCCGCCCAAGUUACACCCCCAAUCCGUGUUUAUAGAAUUGAACCAACAUAUUUGAGUUAGGGGGGUUUAAUGUGUUGUAAACUCAAAUUGAGUCGAAAUCACGAUAAACCCUAGGGUUUUCUUCUUCUUCUGCAUCAUCCUUCGUUGAGCAUCCAAAGUCUCGGACUCUGCAAGCCUGGGUUGAUUCUGAAAGCCCUUUAGAUAUCACUCUAAAACAACCUAGCGUUGCCACAGAAACUUCAGAAUGAGACGACCCAAAUCCAAACAAUUCCGCAAGCAAAAUCGACUGUCAGAGGUCCAAGAAAUCGAAUUGCUCGAAUCCUGGACCGAAUUCGGCAAACCCGAUUCAGGUUCGAACCCGUUGUCGCUACCGCCGUUGCCGUCCGACGCUCCAGUCGGCCGAAUGGACGAGAACUCGUUCUCUUCAUACGCCGGGUGCAAGAAAUUCAGUCAAUUGCCUAUCUCUCAGAAAACAAAAGAUGGGUUGAGACAAUCGAAGUACAUAAAAAUGACUGAAAUUCAGAGGGCUUCGCUGCCGCACGCGCUCUGCGGCCGUGACAUCCUCGGCGCGGCGAAAACUGGGUCUGGGAAGACACUGGCAUUCAUCAUUCCGGUCUUAGAGAAGUUAUACAGAGUGAGAUGGGGUCCAGAGGAUGGGGUAGGCAGCAUCAUAAUAUCUCCAACAAGGGAGCUAGCUGGCCAACUUUUUGAAGUACUGAAAUCUGUUGGGAAGCACCACGGUUUUAGUGCUGGCCUCCUAAUUGGUGGUCGCAAAGAUGUCGAUGCUGAGAAAGAGCAUGUAAAUGAGUUGAACAUCUUGGUCUGCACUCCUGGUCGGCUUCUUCAGCACAUGGAUGAGACUCCAAAUUUUGAUUGCUCACAGCUUCAGGUUUUAGUUCUUGAUGAGGCAGAUCGUAUUCUUGAUGUUGGAUUUAAGAGCGCAUUGAAUGCGAUAGUUUCACAGCUACCGAAGCGUAGGCAAACAUUGCUUUUCUCUGCCACUCAGACAAACUUGGUUCAAGAUCUUGCAAGGCUCAGUUUGAAGGAUCCAGAGUACAUCAGUGCGCAUGCGGAGUGUGAAACUGCCACUCCCAAUCGCUUGCAUCAAACUGCAAUAAUUGUUCCUCUCGAUCAAAAGCUUGAUAUGUUGUGGAGUUUUGUGAAAGCACAUCUCAAUUCAAGGAUACUUGUAUUUCUUUCAAGCUGCAAACAGGUAAAGUUCGUUUUUGAAGCAUUCAAGAAACUUCGUCCAGGAAUCCCCUUAAAAUGUCUUCAUGGAAGGAUGAAGCAGGAGAGACGGAUGGGAAUAUAUUCCCAGUUCUGUGAGAAAGAUAAACGUUCAGUUCUCUUCUCAACAGAUGUGGCCUCAAGGGGCCUUGAUUUCAAUAAGGCAGUUGACUAUGUUGUUCAGGUGGAUUGUCCAGAAGAUGUUGCAGCUUACAUACAUAGAGUUGGUCGAACUGCUCGUUAUCUUUGUGGUGGGAGUUCGGUUUUAUUCCUGAUGCCAUCAGAAAUUAAAAUGCUUGAAAAACUACAAGAAAAAAAAAUUCCCAUACAGUCUAAGAAGGCAAACACAAAAAAGCUGCAAGCCAUUUCCGGAUUGUUGGCACCUUUACUAGCCAAGUAUAACAAUUUGCAGCCACUGGCUCAAAGGGCCUUCAUCACAUAUUUGAAGUCUAUUUAUAUACAACGAGAUAAAGAUGUUUUUGAUGUAAUGAAACUGCCCAUUGAUGAAUUCUCGGCUUCAUUGGGUCUGCCAAUGACCCCAAAAAUCCGUUUUUUGAAGCAGAAAAUUAAGAGCAAAGCAGUGUCAGUAGAACCUUCUCUUCAACCUGGAAUUUCUCCCAAGGAGAAUUUGUUAAAACUUCCAAAGGAAAUGCCAGAUAUCGGCAAAUUUGAGGAAGACGUAGUGGAUGAUAUUUUUCUUAAAGGAAAGGAGACCCUUUAUGGAGGGGAAGAAAAGACAACUGAGAUCGGAGAUUUUAUGCCGGCAACUAAGGUAUCGAAGAAAAAAAAGCUGAAGAUUAAUAUCCACAAACCAGGGGGAAAAAGAGUUGUCUUUGAUGAGGAAUGCAAUCCGCUCCCUCCGCUUGCAACAUUAGCUGACACGAAGAGUGGCAAUAGUUCAGUCCAGCUUGACGUAGACUUGGUAAAUAGGAGAUACGCAGAGAUGAGGGAAGAGAUGAAACAACAGGACAAGGAAGACAAGCUUAGAGACCGUCAGCGCCGCAAGGAGCUACGGAUGAAGAAAAAGAUGAAGUGGAAGAGGCAAAGGGAGGAAGAGGAUGUAGAGGGUGAGGAUGAUGGCUUGGAGUCGGAUGGAGAAGCAAGUGUGAAACGGGUAAAUAAAAGGUCAAAAAUAUAUUUUGACAGUGACAAUGAUGAUGGUGAAAGAAAGAAAGAGGACAAAGUGAGUCUGAAUGCUGACUCCAUUUCUUUGGCAGAGCAAGAGGAACUCGCCCUUAAAUUAUUGGGUUCCAUGAACUCAUAGAUUAUAUAAAUCUCUUUAACUUUUUGUCAUGUUAAAUGUGUUUGAUUGCAGCAGAUUUGGAUAAAUAGAGGGACUUACAAGUUGCAUGGACUCUUGAUUUUGCGCAUGCUCUUCGCUACUGUAUAUGCGUGACGGGGUGUAAAAUUUAAUGAUGCACAUUUCUUAAUUGCAUUUAGACCAAAUCUAUAUCAUUAAUUAUUAUUCAUGGUUUCUUUUGAUUUUUCCUCCUUAA